AUGCUAUCGAGAGCGGUCAUCGCCAGCGCUCUGCUAUCAGUCGUUUUGGGUGGUUGGGGAGAUCCGUUACGGGACCUCGGUGUGCCAAACUAUGACUGUGGAGCGGAUCUGAUGAAGCCUAGUGCAAGGCUGGUGUUUUGCUUAACCAGUCAGUUAACACGAAAAACCUACACUUCGGCGUUUCAGAUCCCCACAAAUGUCAACUCUGUUCGUCCUGGUGACAUCAAGGUCGUGAUGGCGCUCGGGGAUUCGAUUACGGCAGCAAAUGGUGCCGGAGCCGAGGAUCCGCUAGCGGUCGUGCUCCAGUAUCGUGGUCUGGCCUUCAUGGCGGGCGGGGACAAGUCGCUCGAGCAGCACGUCACCAUUCCAAACAUCCUGAAGAAGUACAACCCGAAGCUCUACGGAUAUUCGCUCGGAAUUGGGGCCAAAUGGAUGAAGGCACAUUCUGAUGUCAUCGACAUGGCAAACGACUGGAAAUUGCUGAACAUCUUCAUUGGUGGAAACGAUAUUUGCGGAUUGUGCAGGCAUCCGGACUACGCGCCGUCAAACUGCGUAGCGGAGAUUCAUCAGGCCGUUCAGUACAUCCAGGACAACGUGCCGCGGGUAAUCGUGAAUUUGAUGUCAAUGCUGCAUCUCGAACUCCUCCGCCAGGUCGACACAGGAAAUAUGUUCUGCUUGGCGUUGCAUACCGAUGAAUGCGGCUGUGAGCAGAACAAGAACUUCACGGAUGCUAUGAUUUCGGCCGCUUUGUACAGGAAUAUCAACAGCUCCAUUCGCCAA
This is a messenger RNA of Mesorhabditis spiculigera, 780 nucleotides long. Lineage: Eukaryota; Metazoa; Nematoda; Chromadorea; Rhabditida; Rhabditidae. The record is from the annotation of a GenBank genome assembly.